AUGGCCGGACACAAGGCUAGGCGGAUAGCAAAGGAUCUUGCAGACGUCCGAGCAGAUACUACGUCUCAAAUCUUUGCGGAGGCUGUCGGUGACAACAUUACCAACCUUAGAGGUUCCUUCCGAGGUCCAUCCGGAACUCCUUACGAGGGCGGUACAUAUGAGGUGUCGAUUAAUAUUCCAAAUGAAUACCCAUUCAAGCCGCCGGUGAUGAAAUUCACCACAAAGAUUUGGCAUCCCAACGUCUCAAGUCAAACCGGUGCCAUCUGCCUAGACACUCUGAGCACGGGCUGGUCACCUGUUCUGACUAUCAAAUCUGCCUUGAUCUCGCUUCAAUCCCUUCUCAGUUCGCCUGAGCCGAAAGAUCCGCAAGACGCCGUUGUUGCACAACAAUUAAUCAAAAAUCCCAAAGAGUUUGAAAGACAAGCAAAGGAGUGGGCUGUUAAAUACGCAGGAGCACCUAAAUCCAACAUUGGAGAGAGCAGUGGAGGAUCAACUGCACAAUCAAUUGAGGAGGCCGAGAAGGCAGGUGAAGAACGCGAAGCUGCAGCUAACAUCGCAGUCUAUGAUGGAUACAACAAAGACUUGAUCGAUCGAUUUGUGAUGAUGGGAUUUGACGUGGAGCGAGUUGUGGAUGCAUUCAACUAUGUUGGCAUUGACCGCAACGGAGGACAAGACUAUGAACUCGAGGAGGCUUAUAUGGGCGACAUCACUGCCCGACUAUUGGGUGAGCCAUAG
Molecule: messenger RNA, 735 nt
Organism: Exophiala aquamarina CBS 119918
Lineage: Eukaryota; Fungi; Ascomycota; Eurotiomycetes; Chaetothyriales; Herpotrichiellaceae
Product: ubiquitin-conjugating enzyme (huntingtin interacting protein 2)
Exons: 2
Coding region: 1-735 (244 amino acids)
Molecular function (GO): protein binding
Source: RefSeq, a predicted model, not a curated record